Folsomia candida is the source of this 2000-nucleotide messenger RNA. RefSeq lists its product as uncharacterized. The transcript has 6 exons. The record is from RefSeq and is a predicted model, not a curated record. The coding region runs from base 742 to 1884 and encodes 380 amino acids. NCBI's taxonomy places the organism in Eukaryota, Metazoa, Arthropoda, Collembola, Entomobryomorpha, Isotomidae.
AGUUUCAAGUCAUUCGGUACACUGGUGUCAAAAUUAAGCGAAAAAAACAUAUCGCCUAUCGUUUUGCUCCUGACUGUAUGUAGCAUCGCUCGCACUCCAUAUGUAUACCUUACUUUCUAUGCCUGAUUUCUGGAUACAAUUAUGGUUGAUGAUGCAUCCGAUAUAUAUUAUCGCAAGUAUUUUUGUGUGCAUACUGUUGUCUUAAUUAUACAUAUAUUGGCACCGCUAGAUUGAAGAUUAAUUCGUCCUUUGGGUAUGCCCAAGGAAUUCCUGAGACACUAAACUAACCACUUUGGACGGGAGGCAAUACAUAAUUUUUGGGUCAUUUAAUUAUUUUUUCGCUAAAUUAUAAGUCAUCUGUUUGUAUUGUGUUGUGUUGUAUUGUAUUGUGUAUUUAUUUGCAAAACUUUAUCAUAAUUGAUUUCUUAAAUUCGAAGAGCGGACCAUUGAUAAAUGGAAUACAUGCAUGAUACAGAACCGCAAGAAAUUUUAUCAGUAAUUCAUUCCGUCGAGUAGAGUGGAAUCUACAACCGAACCCGGAAGCUACAUAAAUAAUUGCAGAUUUGCUUGCAAGACCCAAACAAUCAUUAUUGUCUCACGACAUUUAAUGCAUAUUUAUAUACUUUCAUUGGUGGCUAAAUUAAACAAUGUCACAUUAUUUGUUUCGACAGCCAGGCUAAUUUAGUUGAGUGAAUUAUUUGAUCGCAGUUGUGUCCUGCACUGAAUGCUGGCAGACAUAAAAUGCGACACUAUUUUCGUUUUGUGUUGGCUUUGUUUUUCUACACGAUGCCCGCAGGAUCAAGUUGGAUAGAACUCAUCGAUAGGAAAAAUGCCCCCAGAUCGACAGGGUUUCAGGUGUUAGACACCGACCAGUAUCCUGCACUGCAUAGAAAUCGGGAUAGUAACGUUUCCAACAUUGAACAAGUCUCCAACCCGAACGUCGAUCGACAACUUGUACCCGCGCAGUCGCAAGAACUCGAUAAUCUCAACAGGUUUGGAGACGAGGAUGAAGUAUCCUGCCGGUCGGAGGAGCAUGCAAAAAUUGUGUUCGUGUUUGACGGCAAAUACCCUUUCUACUCAAGAAAUCCCGAUCGUGUCCAUUCCGAAUUCUACAUACAAUUGGCUCAAAACAACAGACAAACUUUACUAAUCGAUAAUAUGUACGACCUCUUCCAUCAUAUUUCAAUCGGUGUCACGUCUUACUCGGACUGGAAGACAACCAAUGAAGAUCUACUUUACUGCUACAAGUUCAAACAUCAAAAAUUAAACCCUGGCCUCCUAUAUACGGAAAUUUAUCCCGACAAUGCUUUCCCACAGAACGGAACGGAGGGUUGGGAUUCCGUAUUGAAUGCCGUGCUGUACACCGCAAUGGAUGGAAAUAUGGAUUGGGGAAACGGUAAAAAAGUUGUCAUCUUCGUGUCGAAUAAAAAAUGGAAAUGGGAGGGCGAUUCGAAUAAUCACAAAGGCCCGGAGUAUCAGCUCCCAAGCAUAACCAAGGAUAUGAUGGGGGAUAACAGAAACAAAUUUUGCGAUUACAAACCAAUCUCAAAAAAACUGUUUUUCGACUUGACCGAGAAUUAUAAAAUCAUUGGAUUGCUGACCCCGAAGGGUUCUGACCCCGCUAACAAUUUUUUUAACAAUCCGCCCAAAAAUAAAGAAAAUUACAAGAUGCUGCGGAUCAGUGGAACAGAUACUGAUGGCGCGAAGAGUAUUGAAACUGUCUUAUUUCCAGCUUUGCGGAAAUAUCUUUGCACGUGCAAAGUGGUGUAUGAAUUUGCCCUGGUGGUCGAUGCAACCAUGACCUUUAUAGAAUUUGAGAAAAAGUCGUUUUUCCAGCCAAAAUCAUAUCCCGAGUGCAUAAUAAGUUUCGCCUCGUAUAAUUGACCAAUCAAUGGGUCCUCCUUUACCCGCUUGUUGCGUGUUAUAGAACCUAUUAUUCGAAAGCUAUCACGGGAAAACAAGAAUUCCAAAUUCCAUCUAACAACAUUCGCGGAUUACCC